Messenger RNA from Oreochromis aureus, 2626 nucleotides. Its product is annotated as EF-hand and coiled-coil domain-containing protein 1. Bases 185 to 1993 code for a protein of 602 amino acids. Lineage: Eukaryota; Metazoa; Chordata; Actinopteri; Cichliformes; Cichlidae. The record is from RefSeq and is a predicted model, not a curated record. The transcript has 9 exons.
UCCCCUUACCGGCGGGGAUCAGAUCUUGACUUGAUGCGCCGCUGUGAGGAAUGUAAAGUGAGGGUUUUCAGGGAAAUGCGCAGGGGCACACCAACCCGUAAAUCGUCUUAGCUUCACUCGUUUUUAGAUCUCAUCCAGUGCUCAUUUUUCCAGUCUGCUUCCGUUUGAUAAUAUCUUUUAAUUUAUGUGCACUUCACCGGCCAUGCAGCGCGUACAGCCCUCACCGCGUGCAGCGCGUAAAAGCGAGUGGCUCCGGAGCGCCCUGGCACACCACCACUGCUCUGAUCCUGGUGUGGAGAACGAAAUCGUUGUCUUGGCCACUGGAAUAGACCAAUAUCUGCAAGAAGUCUUCCACCACCUGGCCUUCCCCAGCCGGGACGAUACUGUGUCGGCGAAAGAUUUCACUGCGCUCUGUGCCGUCCUGGGACUGAACAGAGCUGAGGUAGGAAAGAGGACUGCGAACGUAAAGGAAACAGCGGCAGCUGGAGAACGAGAAGAGGAGGAUGAAGAGUUUAAAGAUAUAUGCUCUGGGCUCCCCAGCCAGCUGUCUUUUAAAGAAUUUCACUCACGGCUCUGUGGGUAUUUCCGUGUGCGCAGUGCGCGUAGAGGUACCGGGGAGUGUGCCUUGCGUCUGCCCGUUAGCGAGGAUACAGAGCUGGUAGAGAGACAGAUACGGCUUCGGUGGCCGCGGGUUAGGCGGAGAAAGUGUGUCAGUUUUGAUCUGACAAAGGACCAGAAUGGACCCGUCAACACAUCUGUGAAAGGUCGGACCUCAGAGCACCGUGAACCAGAUGAGGUGGCAGCUCUAAGGGAGCUGGUGGAGGACCUCCGCUCAGCGCUGCAGGGGAGCGAUGCCCGCUGCCUGGCCCUGGAGGUGGCGCUCCGACAGGAGAGAAGCAGCACCCUCCCUUCUGCAUCCUGCUACAACCCUGCGAUUUCAAAGCCUAAGACUUCCAUCACAUUCAUCCAGGGAAAACUAGUUCCAACUCAAAGAAUUAAAGGACAGCUAAGCAGUGCUGCAGGAGACUCAGCAAGGAAAGUGGCAAGGAAACGAGAUAUCAGAGACCCACUUCUAAGGGAACUGAAGCUGAUCCGCUCCUCACGUGAUGGGCAGCUGGAGGAGGCCAUCAGAUUCAAUAAGCAUCUGGAGGAGGAGCUGCAGUGGGCGUACCAGGAGGUGCGCAAGUUGCAGGGGGUGGAGGCUGCACUGAGGAAGGAGAACACUCAGAUCAGGAAGCGGGCAGAGGAGGCCAGGGAGGCUCUGAGCUCGGGGCUGCAGCAGGUUCGGCUGAUCCAGGAGCAGGCCCGGUCUGUGCCCCAACUCCAGUCCAGGAUCACCCAGCUUGAGACUGAGCUGCACAGAUACAGAACCAGCUGCACGUGUGUCCCCAGCCCUGCAGGUCAACAGAACCAUCCCGAAGACACUUGCAGCAAAACAGUUGCUCUGUCCACAGAUGCUGAGUGUCUACAGAGGGCAGUGGAGGGAAGAGCUGCAUCUGAUGAAGAGGAGGAGGACAGUAGGAUGAGAGAGGAAGAACAGCGCUGCCUGAUGGAGGUGAAGAGGCACAUUGGACGAAUGCAUGGCUGUAGCAAAGGAUGUCAGGACCAUGUGGUCCAUCACCUUCUCUCUCAGAGUCAAAUGUAUGACAGAAACCUCAGCAGCACUUCUAAAGGCAACAGGGGGCACUUCUGUUGGAAAGGACCAAACCAAGAGCAGCCGCAGGGAGGCUUUAAACAAGUGAGUCCUGAGGAAGAGGAGGAAAGGACACAAGAGGAAAAUGAGAAAACACGUCUGUCUUUGUUGGAGGGCAAACUUACUGAUUCACUCGCAUUGCUGCUGCAGCUACGUAACAAGAACAUGUCCGGCAGGGGGCUGGGGAAGAUGGUGAUGGAUACUUUGGAUGUGUGCAGCAGGGGUGGAGCUGCUUUUAUUCCCCUUUCUCCGGGACCGUCCCAGAUCCUGCAGGUCGCUGAUUCUCUCUCCGUCCGCUGAUCCUCAACUGCUCAAAGAUGGAGGAGAAAGGAUGACUGAGGAGGAGGAGAGAGCAGAGAGAAACUCCUGCUUCUACCCUCAGGAUAUCAAACUAGCAGUGUCAACCUACUGCUCAUCUCCUGCUGAGAUGUGUGCUGUAUUGCAUGAUUAGCUGGUUUGCACCAUGUAAUUUUUAAAGUAUUUAAUAAUGACAUAAUUUAUGUAAUUUAGUCUGCUAGUGUUUUAUUUUGCAUCUGUUUAGGUUGAAUGAUUAUUUGUUUUUACUGGACUUUUCUUCCAUUUCUGUGAAGAUAGAAAUUCCACAGCCAUCUAAUCUGAAACACACUCAAGCUGAAUAAGCAAAGCACAUCCAAGGGACUCAUGUAUUCCCUGAAAUGUCUUCAAAGAGACCAAUUCAUCCAGCUUUCAUUUACUAGUAUAGCAGACUUCUACUAGACACAUUUGGUGGAAUAUACUGUACUUCAGUGAUUCUUGUGUAAUUAUUAUUUUACUGAGACUCAUUAAGUUGUGUUAAAAUAUAUCCAAAUGCCUUUAUUUUUUGAAAAGCUAAUGUUUUCCAGGUUUCAUUCUAAUCAGAUAACACUGAAAAUCCCCAUUAAACUGCACUGCUAUCCUUGUGUCUCUUCUAAUGUA